Messenger RNA from Zophobas morio, 2007 nucleotides. RefSeq names its product protein decapentaplegic (gene dpp). Bases 422 to 1540 code for a protein of 372 amino acids. The transcript is spliced from 4 exons. Lineage: Eukaryota; Metazoa; Arthropoda; Insecta; Coleoptera; Tenebrionidae. The record is from RefSeq and is a predicted model, not a curated record. Gene Ontology annotation, molecular function: growth factor activity; cytokine activity. Gene Ontology annotation, cellular component: extracellular region.
GCCAUAUUAGUGCAAUUAAUGUAGUGCGUUGCGGCGGGCGGCGGCGGUCCCAAAACGCUGAAAAAAUUGUGAAAUCGCGCUGGAAGCGAGUCGACACCAAGUCUGGUUCCAGUCUGAUCGAAAACAUCGACACCAACACACCGCGCGUAAUUAACAGUGAAGAGUGCAAACUGUGACUUUACCAAUAAAAACUGACGAACGCGUAGGUGCCGUUUCCUAAUUUACUCAAUCUACGCGGCUUGGGAAUUCUAGUGUUAUGACCAGAGUGCUCUGUGCCGGUGCCGAGACCGUUUUGGGCUUUUCGGGCGCUGGAGAGGAGCCCCCGGGCCAUGUAGCUGCCGUCUGGAUUUCCACGGAAGUAACGCAAACCGCUGGCUCGUAAACAAGGAUCGACGAGGACGCGCCAAAAAGAGGUAUCGCGAUGCGUUGGAAAAUGUGCAUAUGCAUCUUCACCAUCGUCUGCUGGGGAAGGACUCUGUGCGUCCCCCAGCACCUGAUCAACGAGUUCAAAACUUCAGUGCUUCCCCUCUUCGGGAUGAAGGAGCGGCCGAAGCUCCACGGCCAGAGGCCACAUAUCCCGGAGGAUCUGAGGAGGCUGUACGACAUCCAGAACAGUCUGGAUUAUGACACGGCCUCCCUACCCCUGCCCGGGCUUCACACUAAAAGCGCCAACACAGUCCGCAGCUUCCUGCAUGUGGAGAGCCCCAUCGACGAGAAGUUCAUCCACCACGACAAAUUCCGCCUCAAAUUCGACCUGGCGAGCAUCCCCAAGGGCGAGAAGCUCAAGGCCGCCGAGAUCAAGCUGACUCGGGAGAGCCUGCCGGCGUCCGGCGCCGCCCCCAUCUACCGCCUUCUCGUGCACGACAUCCUGCGGCGGGGCGUCAAGGGCAAGCGCCCCCCCAUCAUGCGGGUGAUCGACUCGCAGCUGAUCGACACGAGGGAGAACUCCACGGUGAGCGUCGACGUCUCCCCGGCCGUGCAGAGGUGGCUGCAGGACCCCAAGACCAACUACGGGGUGCUGGUGGCGCUGCACGCGUCGGGGAAGGCGGCGGCGACGCGAAGACACUUGCGGUUGCGCCGCCACGCCGACGCCGACUGGUGGCAGAAGCAGCCGGUGCUGUACACGUACACCGACGACGGGAAGAACAGGCAGAGGACGGCGGCGGAGAUGAAGCUGAGGCCGAAAAGGGGCGCGGGCGCGAGGAAGAUAAGGCAGAAGGAGAAGGAUCCCUGCAGGAGGCGGAAGAUGUACGUGGACUUCCGAGACGUGGGGUGGAGCGACUGGAUCGUGGCGCCCCCGGGGUACGACGCGUUCUACUGCUUCGGGGCGUGCGACUACCCCCUGCCCGAGCACUUCAACACCACCAACCACGCCAUCGUGCAGAGCCUGGUGAACUCCAUGAAGCCGACGGAGGUGCCGAAGCCGUGCUGCGUGCCGACGAGCCUCUCCUCCAUCUCCAUGCUGUACGUCGCCAGCGACGGCAACGUCAUCCUCAAGAACUACAAGGAUAUGGUGGUGGUGGGUUGCGGGUGCCGAUAAUGCCCGAACUCCUGCAACUCGUCUGUGAUGUGUGGUGGAAUUUAAACUCGUGUCUGUGAUCUUCUUAGACUGCUGAGUCCCAGUGAAGUGACUGAUGGUGGACUGGGUGAAACCCGGGACUGGACUGGACUUUCCUUCUCUUUCUCAUCUGUGAUUGUAAUUUUAACUCAUGUGUUGGACGACCGAACCCUCUGGAACUGUUGUUGUUAACCAGUUGUCUUUCACGUGACUGGAGCGUGCUCGACUGCAGUCGAUGUGAAAGUUAAAGUCGGAAAUUUAGGUGGAUUUGAAUAGCGAUCGAUGCGCUGAGUCAAGUGUAAUAUAUUAGUACCUGGAUAAGGAGUAUUUAUUGAUUAUUUUAUAGGGAUGUGCAUAUUGUACAGAGUAAUUUGUAAUAUAAAUUGACGAUAAUUGUUUCUUAAAGUUAGCGCUUGUACAGACUGUAUAUAUUAAAAUAUUUCAUUCUU